Messenger RNA from Ostertagia ostertagi, 1371 nucleotides. NCBI's taxonomy places the organism in Eukaryota, Metazoa, Nematoda, Chromadorea, Rhabditida, Trichostrongylidae. The record is from the annotation of a GenBank genome assembly.
AUGACUGCUGAUGAUCGGCGUCCACGAACGGGUAAGCAGGAAGCGGUGCGAGUGAUCGUGCGAUGUCGUCCGCUGUCCGAAGUCGAAAUCAGCCAAGGACAUCAAAGCAUCGUUUCCAUGUAUCCGGAACGAGGACUUGUGGAAUUGCGGAAUCCAAAAGAUUUGCAAGAACCAUCCAAGGACUUCACCUUUGAUGCUAUUUACAACGAAAGGGCAAAACCCUCGAUUCCUGACGAACGAGGUGUUAUUUUUAAUUGUUUCGAGCACAUUUUUCAACACAUUGCUCGAUCUCGAAAUCAGAAAUAUCUUGUACGGGCCAGUUACCUGGAAAUUUAUCAGGAAGAUCUCCGCGAUUUACUCAGUAAAGAUGAUCGGGUAAAAUUGGAAUUGAAAGAAAAGCCUGACGUUGGUGUCUACGUGAAGGACCUCACGACAUUUCUGACAAAAUCUGUAGAGGAAAUAGAGCGAGUGAUGGCUGUGGGAAAUGCAAAUCGAUCGGUUGGACGGACCAAUAUGAAUGAGCACUCGAGCAGAUCGCACGCCAUCUUCAUUGUCACGGUGGAAUGCUGUGAAACAGAUCCCGAUGGGGAGAAUCAUAUACGAGUUGGCCGCUUGAAUCUCGUCGAUUUGGCUGGCAGUGAAAGGCAAGCGAAGACUGGCGCCAUUGGGGAGAGGUUCAAAGAGGCGACAAAGAUCAAUCUCUCAUUGUCAGCCCUCGGUAACGUCAUCUCGGCUUUGGUCGACGGCAAGAGCACGCAUAUACCGUAUCGUGAUAGCAAGUUAACACGACUCCUACAAGAUUCGCUUGGUGGAAAUUCGAAGACGGUAAUGGUGGCAUGUAUAGGACCAGCUUCAUAUAAUUAUGAAGAAACGCUAGGAACAUUACGAUACGCGAAUCGAGCGAAGAACAUCAAGAACAAGCCGAAGAUCAACGAGGAUCCGAAAGAUGCGAUGUUGCGAGAGUUCCAAGACGAAAUCAUGCGAUUGCGCGCCAUGCUGGAAAAGCGGUCAAGGCGGAAAGGUCGAGGAGGAGAGCUUGACGAAUCACGUGGCGAAGAGUAUUUCGAUGAGCAGCACCGUCAAAUUGCUGCUGAUCGAGAGAAUGCCCUCAAAGAUAAGACGCUCAUUCAGGAGGACGCUUCUCUAUUUCUCUUUUUUUUUCUUUUGUUCGUCGACAGCGACGAAAUAUGGGAAAGCGAACGUCGACGGAUCAUUGCUGAUCUUGAAGAGCGGCAACGUCAACUGGAACGGGAACAACAAGCACAACGAGAAGUAGCCGAAACAAUCGCCAAAAUGGAAAGCAAACUUCUCGGUGGGACUGAUCUUUUGGAUCAUACCGACAGCGGAAAGCUUGAUGCUACGAAAUCGCCG